Aphis gossypii (cotton aphid) is the source of this 1551-nucleotide messenger RNA. RefSeq lists its product as uncharacterized. The record is from RefSeq and is a predicted model, not a curated record. Bases 543 to 866 code for a protein of 107 amino acids. The transcript is spliced from 2 exons. NCBI's taxonomy places the organism in Eukaryota, Metazoa, Arthropoda, Insecta, Hemiptera, Aphididae.
UUUUAUAAUAUUUAUGAAUAUACAUUUGCAAUUUGCAUAUUAUACGUGUUAAAUUAUAUUAUUAAACUACUUUUUUAAUCUAAAUAUUAGGUCCUCCCCUCAAAAAAAAAAUAAUAAUAAUAAUAAAAAUAAAUAUCGAUUAUCAUGUCAUCAUAUUAUCAUAUCGUAGAUAUAACUUAAAGAUUUAUAAUAAUAAAAAUACAAUUUUUUGUGUUUUAAUGUUUUAAUUUUGAUUGGAAAUUACGUAAAAAAAUGUAAUUGAUUUUUAAGUAAUAAGUGUUGCUUAAAGGUCCGCUCAAACUGAAGCGGUAGCGGUGGCGGUAGCGGUGGCGGUAACUUCAGCGGUAUUUAUCGCUUUUUAAAUACCGCUGAUCUAACCAAACCGGAGAGCGAAAUAUUUCGCCGAAAGUUACUAGUCGACAUUGUGACACCCAUGCGCGUACAUGUAUUUUAGUAAUUAUUAUAUUUUUAUUUAUUAAUAUUAAUAUUUUAAAGUACAAAACAACAAAUUGCUAUAUUUUUUUUUUAAUUUUUACUAUACCAUGGAUAUAUAUUAUGAAAACUCAAGUUCAGAUGAAGAAGAUUUAUUACUGUUAGCAGCUGUAAUGGAUGACGAAGAACAAAAAAGACGUAAAAGACGAAAAUGGGUUCAUGAAAUUAAUAACCAAAGAGAAAGUUUAGGUGAAUUUAAUCAUUUAAUGCCUCAAUUACGAAAUGAUGCAAAACGUUUUUUUAUUUAUUUUCGAAUGACAUCAAAUUGUUUUGAUGAAAUUUUAAAUUUUAUUAAUGAAGAUAUACGUAAAGAAACAACUCAUUUUCGUGUGCCAAUACCUCCACCAGAACGUCUCGCUAUUGCUUUAAGGUAGGUAAUAAUAUAUAAAUGAUAAAUACUACAAUAAUAUUAUAUUAUAAUAUAUAAAAUGUUUAGUGUGUAUAUCUAAUUAUUAGAAAAUAUAGUCAUACUAUUUAAAACAAAAAAAAAUAUUAAAUUUUAUAUAGAUACAUGUUCCUUUUUUACACUCGUCGAUUUGAAUAAAUAAAAAUAAAAUUGACUAUAACUGAUAGUACAUUGCAUCCAAAUUGUCAGCACUAUCAUAAUUUCUGAUAAUCGACGACGUCGGACUAGUUGGAGUCACUGAUGGCAUGCUAUAGUGAGACGACUGAGACGAAGAUGAUGUUGUUGUGUCUUCAUCGAUUUGUUCCAACUCUAAUUCCCCGAUCAAUUUAGCUAUUUUGUUUUUAGCUAUUGCUUGCCGUCUAGCUGAAAAAGUUUUUAUAGUUUUUGCGUGGCCCAUCAUUAAUAGUUCAAUACCAUCCAUAGCAUUAUGCGAGGUUUUGCUUUUGUUUUGAAAGUGCUCUAAUACUUUGUCAAUAUUGGAACAUUGCGAAUCAUUUCCAAUAUUUUUUUGACUUAGAUCUCUGAACUUUUUACGAGGAUUUUUAGGAGACCCAGAAAGUACAACUUCGUUUUGUUCAAAAGUAGAUGCGGUGCAAUUUAACAAAUCGUUAGUAUCAUUAUCUUGGUCUUGAGCAGGUUCGUGGACGUUGGAU